AUGAAGAGCAAGACUUUCAUGCUGUCGACGUGGUUGCAGAUCCUCCUCACCUUGGCCACAUUGAGUCAUCCAUCAAUCGCCGAUCUCACAACAUUCAACGAGCCUUGUCUUGGUGUCGUCAGCGAUCAAUUAUCCAUCGACGGAGAUGAUCUACUGUGUCAGACACCUACUGGAAUGCUAUACAAUGUUUCAUCUGUUGGAGAUACUUGGGUCGAGAAGCAUAUGCUCACCGGAGAACUCUUCUCCGGAGAGACGAUCCUUGAGAUUCCUGCCAAUACUAUUCUAAACACCGAUACACAAACGCUUGAGAUGGACGAACCACCAUCUCUUCACCUACAAGAUCAGGGACGAAGAAGAUUACGGCAACUCGCAAAAACACAAGGCGACAAGACGGUCCUUGCCGUCCGUGUUGUUGCAUCCAACAGCGAUACAACCCAUAAUGCAGAAGAGAUUUCUCAUGCCAUCUUUGGCGGUCCCAACGACCAUGUUAACCUCAAAUCGCAAGUCCACGCUUGCUCUCACGGUAAACUAAACUUUGAAAGGCGUCCAGACUUGGACGGGGUUGAUACAAAUAUCCGCAAUGGAGUUGUCACCAUCAAGGUUAUCAUGACAGUUGAAGUCGGGCACUCAAAAAUUGUCAAUGCUGUAUCACAAGAGAUUCUUCGACAAUUUGACAAGACCCACAUGGACAUUGCAGACCAUGUAAUGUAUUGUUUGCCUAUCGGAGCCAUGGACGGAGUUGCGUAUGCUAUCAUGAACAGAGGUCUUUCUGUUUACAAUGAUAAGUUUUGCACUUCUGUUAGUGCGCAAAUGCAUGAAAUCGGCCAUAACUUGAACCUUGGACACUCAUCAGAACGUACCGAAAAGUAUGGAGAUCAAAGUGGAAUGAUGGGAUACUCUUAUCGUUCCAGCGAGGCCCCCAAGAUGUGCUACAAUGCCGCAAAGAGCUUUCAACUUGGAUGGUUCCGUGACAAGACAUCUUCCUACACUCCAGGAGAACCUAGCUGGGCAGAUCAUGACCGUACCUUCAAUCUUGCCAGUAUCGUGGAUUACGAUACUACCAACUACGAUGUCACUGUCGAAAUUCUCCAACCGCAGCUCCAACUCAAUUACUAUAUCAGCUUCAAUGCCGGAAAAGAGUUCAACUCUGGGGUUAGAGAAGGAAAGAAUCAAGUGCUGAUAUUCAAGCAGGCAUUGAUCGAUGGGAAUGAUUCUUGGCGUGUUGCUGAUCUUGCUCCUGGUCAGUCUUUCACCGUAUCUGACUUCAAUGGCAAAACUGGAGAUAAGCUUACAAUUACUGUGAACUCGAUGAAUCUUGGAACCAGCGAAGCAGUUGUCCGCCUUCAGUUGCAGCAAGCCAGACGCCCAACUCCGUCACCAACUCAGUUUCCGACAAAAGCUCCAACAUCUGCCCCCACGCCCAGACCAACUCGAGAUGCUGUUGGAAGAAAUCCUACACCAGAUGGCUCUAACGUCACCGGUCAGUCCUGUCAGGGUUCUUUUCAGACAUGCUCAGGCACCCCAGAAUGUUGUGCAGGGUACUCCUGCCGCAGAAUAUUAGACCCAUCGGGUUUCCACAAUGUUUGCAGAGCAGUUACUAAGAACUCCAAGGAUAAGCUGCCCCGUACUACACUUAAAUGGUGGGACCGUCGAUUGCGUGGUGACAGCACUGCAAAUCGUCUUAAGGAUUCUGAAGAUGAACUAGCUGAAUAA
This is a messenger RNA of Cylindrotheca closterium, 1713 nucleotides long. NCBI's taxonomy places the organism in Eukaryota, Bacillariophyta, Bacillariophyceae, Bacillariales, Bacillariaceae. The record is from the annotation of a GenBank genome assembly.